This is a messenger RNA of Plasmodium fragile, 306 nucleotides long. RefSeq lists its product as uncharacterized. NCBI's taxonomy places the organism in Eukaryota, Apicomplexa, Aconoidasida, Haemosporida, Plasmodiidae. The transcript has a single exon. The record is from RefSeq and is a predicted model, not a curated record. Bases 1 to 306 code for a protein of 101 amino acids.
AUGAAUGAAUGCAACAAGGGAAAAGGGCACUUCUUAAAACAGCUACAUGAUCACAAAAGUGCUAAAAUAGUGUACAAACGAAACGAAUACCCUUUUGUAAGAAAACGCUUGAACAAUGUGGCACAACAUUUUAAAAAAUACGCAGAGCGGUUUAUUGGGCUCAUGGGAAACAGUGCGUCCUGGUAUACGCACAGCCAUGAACAUUCACCCAAUCAGUUAACGCUAAAGUGUUGCGUUGGGCUAACUAGUCGAGUGUUUUGCUUCUUAUGUGUACAAUCAGAUUGUGAGUCCUGUACGGGAGCAUAA